Messenger RNA from Colletotrichum aenigma, 351 nucleotides. RefSeq lists its product as uncharacterized. Bases 1 to 351 code for a protein of 116 amino acids. Lineage: Eukaryota; Fungi; Ascomycota; Sordariomycetes; Glomerellales; Glomerellaceae. The record is from RefSeq and is a predicted model, not a curated record. The transcript is spliced from 3 exons.
AUGGGAGCACAUCUGGCGCUCCACGAUAUCCAUCCCGUGCCUUAUUUCGCACAGAUGGGCUCCUGUGUAUUGGUGUGUAUCGACUUUGGGCGACGGUCAGCAGCAGGCAGUCAGAUAUGCCUGAAUGGAGAAGAGAGGAAGAGGCGGAAACUCUGGCGUCUGGAAUCUUGGAUACGUGAUCUGGGCAACGAGCUCGCACGUCGUAGCUGGUACUUGUGUAAUUGUUGGAUACGGUACGGUCCGUUUGAUGAGGCGGCAGACAUCGAGAGCAAGGGUGUCGUUUACUGUGUUCUGCACCAGCCCCAAGUCCAACAGCCAGGCGGACGGGAGGAGGCUGGAGCAGGCGGUUGA